GUUAAUCCUUUAAAAUACUGACAUCUCUUGCUUUGCUCGAGCAGUGUUCCGAAUAAACAAACUUUCAAGUGGAUACGCAUAGUUCAGACUUUUAACAAAAACGAAAAAAAGACGGUUGUUAGCCUAGUGCAAGAAACCUAAAGUGAGACCAGCCCAAUGGAGUCUCUUAAAGGGUCGAUACAAGCAUGCUGCCUUUGAAAAGCACAUCUAUCAUUGAACGUCGUCUGAAUCGUCAUGCCACCACAAUCCUGAUAGGAGGAGUUUUCCUAACUUUAUGUGGACUUCUUUUUCUGGCACUGUGCACAAUGCCAUGUGAUGAUAAAACCUAUGGUCUCUUAAGUAAUGAUUUGUCAAGAUCUCGCAGCAAAGCCUUCUGGCAGCAGCACUUUUUGGCCCCCUCCCGAGAUCUGAAAGCGUUUUUAGUUGUGAUUGUCAUCAGCACUCCAGAAAAACAUGAAGAGCGAGACAGUAUUCGUGAGACCUGGUUGUCACAGCCUCCAUCGAAUGUUCUAUCAAAGUUUGUAAUUGGCACUCACAACUUGAAUGUUGACGUAAGCCAGAGCAUCCAAAGAGAGUACACUACCCAUGGAGAUCUGCUUCUUCUCCAAGAUCUGACAGAUUCCUAUAAAAACUUAACUGCCAAACUAAUCAGAAGUUUACAGUGGGUUGAUCAAAAUGUUGACUACAAAUUCCUAUUGAAGACAGACGAUGAUAGCUUUGUUAAGUUAGGUCUCUUAGUACGCGAACUUCAGCAAAAGUCAGACCAACGAUUAUAUUGGGGAUUUUUUAAUGGCCGGGCACAUGUGAAAAAGUCUGGUAAAUGGGCAGAGCCAGACUGGUUCCUGUGUGAUAGGUAUGUUCCUUAUGCAUUAGGAGGAGGAUAUGUAAUUUCCAGUGACCUGGUGCAUUAUAUUUCCUCUAACACUGAGUACUUGCAGCAGUACCUAAGUGAGGAUGUUUCACUUGGCACAUGGCUUGGGCCUCUCAAAAUAAAUCGUGUGCAUGAUGAGCGGUUUGAUACAGAGUUUGUAUCACGAGGUUGUCAAAACAAUUAUCUCAUCACACAUAAACAGAGUGCAGCAUCUAUGCGAGAUCUUUAUAACAAUUUACAAAUGCUGGGACAUAUGUGCAAGACAGAAACAAUCAAACGAGAGUCUUACAUUUACAACUGGAAUGUUCUGCCAUCUCAGUGCUGUGCUCGCAAUGACAAGAUUUUGCCUUAAUAAGUAAUGAGCUGUAUUUAGAAAGACAUUUGGAUCUGCAGGUGUGAACUAGUUAGGAAGAAUUAUGUCUACAGGUAUGAUAUGAGAUCAGCAUAGUUUUCACAGUAAAAGUUUGGAAGGACCAUAUGUUUGAUGUUCAAUGUUUGAUUUACAUGAUGUUCAUGCCCUUGGAUUUGUUAAACACGACUUAAGAUUUUACCUUUAUCACGAGGCCAUUGACUUAAAAGCCUUCCCGCUGAAAUUUGUAACUGAUGUUAUGGUUGCACACCAUGAUUCCUUUUUGUAUGGAUGUGGGUAUGUUGUAGUCUGUGCAUAUUUGUAUUCUGAUACCAUGAAGUGACAAAGCCUAUGGCCUUAUGUCAACCAGGAUGUUGGUAACUUUGUUGUUGCUAUUUAUUGUUGUCCAAUAGGGAUGCCCCUGGAAAACCCAUGACACUGAAUGCUGUUUAAAUCAUCAUGCCACUAAGUUAGUUUUAAAGAUUGUCAGAUUUGUGGCUUGUGUUAAAUUUUUGGUUGCAUUGCAAGGAUGCCUAUACAAAGCAAAUAAAACUCUGUACUUUAAAUCAAUAUUUAUGCAUGAAGAUUUUAAAAGAACCUCUUUAGGUUUACCAUUUUGUUUUAUGCAAAUUUUUUGGGCGGGAUUAUUAGAUAUUUUUGCUGGGAUGGUACCAGCUGCUGGACAUUUUCAUCUCGGAAUCCUGGAAUCCUGAAGUAAUUAGAAAGUAGUCUAAAUUGUAAUGUCAUAUUUUAUACUUAAAACUGCCAUAAAGGAAAAAAUGAAACGAGUUCUAGAGCUUGAAACCUUAUGCAGAAGAACUAUAAUACAACCAUUUUUGAAGUGAUUGUGUUUGCUAGAUAUCUUUUAUAAAAUCUAAAUAUGGUAAUUGUUUUCAGCCAACUACAGGUUUGCUCACUCCUAUAAGCGUAUGACUAAAUCUUUCCUGCUACUGUUUCCUCUAUAUUUAACUAUUGCGACGUCCAUGAGAGUGAUCAGUUUUAUAUUACAGAAUGCAUAUUGUGUGCUUAUUAUUUUUUAGUCCACUGGCUUGUUACCGGCUACAUAGAAAUCAUCAGCAUUACACUUCAUUCUGAAACUGAUUGAUUGGGGUAUGGAUCUUUUAUUGUAUGGUUUAAUGGCAAUAAAUAUUUGCUUCUGGCUGGUUGCAGGUGAAAUUACGACUGAAAAGAGUAAACAAUUGAUUUGAACACAAGGUUUACAGCUUUGCUCUUUUAAUUAAAAUAUAAGCACUUAAAAAAGUCAAUAUAACUCUUUCUGAACCCGAGAUGUGCCUGUCACGUAUUUGUUUCAUCCAACCAUUUUAAUAAUAAUCAUCACACUAAAGACUUCUCCUAGUUUACUUUUUAUUCCAUACAUCGACAAUUUACAAAUUAUAGUACAUAUAUGAAACUGUAUUAUUAAUGUGACGUCUCUGCACAUGUAAGCUACAUAAAGGGGAAUAAAUAAACAUUUAAGGUAGAAGAUAUGACAGA
Messenger RNA from Pomacea canaliculata, 2714 nucleotides. Its product is annotated as beta-1,3-galactosyltransferase 6-like. The transcript is spliced from 2 exons. The record is from RefSeq and is a predicted model, not a curated record. Gene Ontology annotation, molecular function: UDP-galactosyltransferase activity. Gene Ontology annotation, biological process: glycosaminoglycan biosynthetic process. Gene Ontology annotation, cellular component: membrane. NCBI's taxonomy places the organism in Eukaryota, Metazoa, Mollusca, Gastropoda, Architaenioglossa, Ampullariidae. Bases 186 to 1223 code for a protein of 345 amino acids.